GAUUAGACCAGAGGCUGUUUCACCGCAAUUAAAUGACAUCAGGAGAAGAUCGAGAGAAAAGAGCAGAGGGGACAACCCAAUCAAUACCUGGAGAGGUUUCAUUGUUGAGGGGUUCUGUAUCUGCGGGCCGCACUACUUUCGAGAGUGGGUUGAGAGGAUAUCCUAAUAAAACUUGCGUUGUGAUAAAAGUUGGUUUUGCGUAAAUGUCAUCAUGGCGCUGGGCCGCCCCUCUUUCUCCAUCAACGACAUCCUCACCCGGGGACGUGACACACGAGACAACAUUCAAAUUUCACGGGAUCUGACAGAUCUAUGCGCGUUAAAACUGGCCACCAUCAACCGGGAUCAGCCAACCGAGAGCAGAGAUGGGACAUCUAGGGGCCCCGGUUCAUCCACGUCGGACUGCAGUGAGGAGCACAAACGGAAUGAGAUGGAGAUGAUACACAUCCGCCAAGGAAAUAUUCGUUCCUCUCCCGGUUUGGGCGACAUCAGGAACCCCACGUCUGAGGCCGGUAGUGAAGAGUCCACCGGAGAAGAGACGGAAUACAUGUCAUGCAGAAAAGACAUAAACAACAAACAACUACCCAGUCUGGAUCAAGACAAACAGAGGGAGGAAGAGGAGGAGGAGGAGGAGAGGGAAAGUAGUUACAGCACCGUAGGCCAACCCAUAUCUGGUAACAAGAAGCGCUCCCGUGCGGCCUUCUCCCACGCGCAGAUCUACGAGCUAGAGCGCCGGUUUAACGUGCAGCGCUACCUGUCUGGUCCUGAACGGGCGGGCCUGGCGGGCGCCCUGAAGCUCACGGAAACCCAGGUGAAAAUCUGGUUCCAGAACCGGAGAUAUAAGACCAAACGGCGGCAGAUGGCGGCCGAACUAGCCUCCCGUAACUACUCUGCACCAGCCACACUAGCUAAGAAAGUUGCGGUGAAGGUCCUGGUUCGAGACGAUCAAAGACAGUACAGUGAGGAUGACCUGUCCAGUCCGCCAGCUAUGCCUCUCUACCCGGCCUACCAAUAUGGAUACUACCCCUACAUGUUCUGCUUCCAGCCAUGGCUCUCUAGCAAUGCACUUUGUGGGGGCAUGCAUUGACACAAUGGCGUAGCCAGGCCUCAAAAACAUGACAUUCAUUAACUUUAUGGAUUUAGGCCUACUAGAAGAAGACAAAGACACUGGGUCGAGAUUUCUACAUGCGUUUCUGUGUAAAUAUUUUUUUUAUUCUCUCGUGGAGAGCCUUUUUGAUGCUGUAGCCUACACCUGCAAGGACAAUCCUAUCGACAUCCCUCAGACAACAUUGAGGAUACAGAUAAAUGAAAUACAGGUCCUGAAUAACGUAGAAGGCCUAGAUAAUAAUAUUGAAAUUAUUACGCAGGAAUGUAUAGAAUUUGGGAAUCCUAGUGGUUAGAGCGUUGGACUAGAAAACCGAAAGGUUGCAAGUUCAAACCCCCGAGCUGACAAGGUACAAAUCUGUCGUUCUGCCGCUGAAAAGGCAGUUAAACCCACUGUUCCUAGGCCGUCAUUGAAAAUAAGAAUUUGUUCUUAACUGACUUGCCUAGUUAAAUAAAGGUAAAAUAAAAAAUUAAAAUAUCCCCAUUUAAUUUAUUUACUCACACAAACACAUAUAACUCUUAUUAUAAAACAGGAGGAAUGUAGGAUUAGGAUUAUGAAACAAUAUAGGCUAAUAUCAAGUGCUAAAAUCGAAAUGAAAACCAAUUUACAUUUCUAAAAUGUUAAUACACUUUUGACAGUAUUUUCGAUCUAAGCCUUGAACUUUAAAAUAACUUUUCACAUUCGGAUACAUGCAGUAGAUUCGUUAUAACAAAUAUCUUGGUAAACUAAAGUUGUUUUUCUCCGAUUCAAGCCAACAGCCAUCUUCAUUAUCAUAUUCGAAUCAGCAAAAAAACAUGGAUAUCGAGAUAUUAUAUUCGUGCUUGUUAAACAUUGAACCCACAAGGACAGAAAUCUGUAGCCCUCAACAAGAUGAUCCAAACGACUUUGCACCGAUGAGGACGUGAUGAGUGUGAAUAUGGCUGUUAAUAUUAUGGUCGCGAAGCCUGAAUGAAGCCUACAAGUUAAAGUAACUACAUCUAACAACAGACAAUCUAAAAAUGCUGGGUUUGAAAAUAAUCAACUUUUAUAAUUGAAUAUGAGGCUUAGAAUGUAAAGGUAAUUUAUUAUGAACUAUCUAAUUAGGCAAGUUUAUAUUUUAUUAAUUUAAAUUCCAGAAGAUUUCACGUUUUCAAAAUGUUGAGCCAAAAUAAUUCAUGUAAAUACGGUACCUGCUGCUUACACUGCCCCGAUUUGUUUUGUGGUUCAAGUGUGCAAAUAUGGCUUCUACCUUCUCCAAGGGAUUUUCCAAACAGAUCUCUGAUAGUAUUGACAUUAUGGACCAUAAAUAGUGACCGUGGUUGAAUGGUAAAUCAAUGUCAUAUUAAUAUACUGAUACAUUUCCCUAUUCACUCAUUGAUAAUACAGAUACAACCAAUCGUAAUAAAAUCAUAAUUGUUGAUCAUUUAGAUACAUAUUCAAAUGUACAAUUUGAGUAGCAAAAAUGCAAACCACCCUAAACAUAGGCUACAUUUACUAACUUUAAUCCUGACCUAAUACACCUUGAUAAAAAAAGUUACAUAAAAAAACGUGUAAAUGUUCAGGAAUUUAAAACGUGAACUUUACACGAAAGGCAAAACGUGUUAAGCACACAUGUUUACAUUUUACGUUUUAGUCAUUUAUCAGACGCUCUUAUCCAGAGCCAAUCACAAUACAACACGUGUUGUAUGCGGCGCAUGUGACAAAUACAUUUAGAUUUGAUUUUAUGCUAGUUCUGCAGCUGCAUGAGUCUGAGAGGUCAAAUAAAAUAACAACAAGUAAAAUAGCCCCCUGUGAUUUCUGGUCACAAGUUCACUAAUGGCUGAAAAAUCACAACAGUAAUCUUAAAAUAACACAACAAAUAGCAUAGUUGGAGAAUUUGGAAAGCCACAGUCAAUCAACAAUAUAAUAAUACUUUUAGUACUUUUAGUCAUCUUUAACUUGCAAUCUGUAGAUUCCAUGCGAUUAGACAGGUUCUGAAUUUAUUUGAAACAUCACAGCACAGUUGAAAAAUAUAUGUCACAUGGAAAUCAUGAGUGGGCAGUCUACAGACAGGAGAGGGGGAUGGUCUAAGAGUAGUUGAGGGGUGGAUUUAAAAGGUGAUGUUCUAUAAUAGUUUUGACUGAAAAUCACCAUGUACAGUGAAUUCAAGUAUUCAGACCCCUUGACUUAUUCCACAUUUUGUUACAUUACAGCCUUACAAAAAAAAACAGUCUCUCAUCAAUCUACACACAAUACACCAAAAUGACAAAACAAAAACAGGUUUUUAGAUUUUUUUUUUCAAAUGUAUAAAAUAAAAAAAACAGACUCCUGCGUUUUCUUGGCUGUGUGCUUAGGGCCGUUCUCCCGUUGGAAGGUGAACCUUCACCCCAGUCUGAGGUCCUGAGCGCUCUGGAGCAGGUUUUCAUCAAGGAUCUCUCUGUACUUUGCUCUGUUCAUCUUUCCCUGGAUCCUGACUAGUCUCCAGUCCCUGCCAAUGAAAUCAUUCCCACAGUAUGAUACCCCAUAAUGACAAAGCAAAAAGAGGGUUUCAGACAUUUUUGCAAAUGUAUUAAAAAUGAAAAACAGAAAUACCUUUUUUACAUAAGUAUUCAGACCCUUUGCUAUGAGACUUGAAAUUGAGCUCAGGUGCAUCCUGUUUCCAUUGAUCAUCCUUGAGAUGUUUCUACAACUUGGUAAAUUAAAUUGAGUAGGCAUGACUUGGAAAGGCACACACACUGUCUAUACAAAGUCCCACAGUUGACAGUGCAUGUCAGAGCAAAAACCAAGACAUGGGGUCGAAGGAAUUGUCCGUAGAGCUUUGAGACCGGAUUAUGUCAAGGCACAGAUCUGGGGAAGGGUACCAAAAAAUGUCUGCAGCAUUGAAGGCCCCCAAGAACACAGUGGCCUCCAUCAUUCUUAAAUGCAAGAUGUUUGGAACCACCAAGACUUUUCCUACAGCAAGCCGGCCCGGGCCAAACUGAGCAAUCGGGGGAGAAGGGUCUUGGUCAGCGAGGUGACCAAGAACCACAUGGUCACUCUGACAGAGCUCUAAGGUUCCUAUGGGUAGAAUGGAGAACCUUCCAGAAAGAAAACCAUCUCUGCAUCACUCUACCAAUCAGGCCUUUAUGGUAGAGUGGCCAGAUGGAAGCAACUUCUCAGUAAAUGGCACAUGACAGCCCACUUGGAGUUUGCCAAAAGGCACCUAAAAACUCUCAGACCAUGAGAAACAAGAUUCUCUGGUCUGAUGAAACCAAGAUUGAACUCUUUGGCCUGAAUGUCAAUCAUUGUGUCUGGUAGAAACCUGGCACCAUCCCUACGGUGAAGCAUAGUGGUGGCAGCAUCAUACGGUGGGGAUGCUUUUCAGCGACAGGGACUGGGAGACUAGUUAGGAUCGAGGCAAAGAUUAACGGAGCAAAGGACAGAGAGGUCCUUGAUAAAAAUCUGCUCCAUAGCGCUCAGGACCUCAGAUCUGGGCUAAGGUUUACCUUCCAACAGGACAAUGACCCUAAUCACACAGCCAAGACAAUGUAGGAGUGGCUUUGGGACAAGUCUCUGAAUGUCCUUGAGUGACCCCGCCCGCCAGAGGCUGGACUUGAACCCAAUCAAACAUUUCUGUAGAGACCUGAAAAUAUCUGUGCAGCGACGCUCCCCAUCAAACCUGACAGAGCUUGAGGUCUGCAGAGAAGAAUAAGAGAAUCUCCCCAAAUAAAGGUGUGCCAAGCUUUUAGCAUUACAGACUCAUGGCUGUAAUCACUGCCAAAAGUACUGAGUAAAGGGUCUGAAUACUUAUGUAAAUGUAAUAUUUCAGCUUUUAUUUGUAUUACAUUUGCAAAAAUGUCUAAAAACCUGUUUUUGCUUUGUCAUUAUGGGGUAUUGUGUGUUUGAUGAAGAAUUUGUUUUUAAUGAAUUUUAAAAUAACGUAAUAAAAUGUGGAAAAGGUCAAGGGGUCUGAAUACUUUCCGAAGGCACUGUAUAAUAAUACAUAAAUAGUUAAAAUAAAAUAACAAAGAUCCCUCUACCCAAAAGCAAAAACUUAAUUGAAUUGUCAUGCUAAUUUUGGGUGUGUAGUCAUAUAGAGUGCUGUUCAAUUUGACAAACACCAUCCCAUACCAUUAAUCCUUCAAUUCUAUGGUUAUGAAUGUGUUUACUGCUGUUGUGAAUCCCCUGCUCUGGCCCAGAUGCAUGAGUCAGAUGGAGCAAGUUGAUGUUGCACCAUACAGCCUCUCUCCUCAGGACAGAACCACAUUUAUCAUCAUGCUAUGCUGAAAAGACUGUGCAGACUAAACCCUCACCUCACUGUAAAAUACCCUGCCUAGGAGUUAGCUGCUGCAGUUUAACCAAAUAUAAAUAUCUAUGUUGGAUGGAGUUAAGUGGCAAUGGAAUAUCUGGUGGGGGAGACAAAAUGGAAUGAGGAAUGCUGAAAGCAUUAGGCCAAUUCAAAAUGGGAACUUUGUAAAGCAUGUACACACACACACACACACACACACACACACACACACACACACACACACACACACACACACACACACACACACACACACACACACACACACACACACACACACACACACACACACACACACACACACACACACACACACACACACACACACACACACACACACACACACACACACACACACACACACACACACAUGUAUUUUGUGUUGUAGAUAUGUGGUAGUAGAGUAGUGGUCUGAGGGUAUAUACUUAAUGUGCUGAGAAAUAUCUUGUGAAAUGUAUUGUAGUGUUUUUAUAAUUGUAUAGAACUGCCUUAAGUUUAUUGGAACCCAGGAAGUUUAGCUGCUUCCUUGGCAGCAGCUAAUGGGGAUCCUUAAUAAAAUAUAUAUAUAUAUAUAUACAAACUCUACAUAGGGUUUUGUAUCACUCUCAUAACAUAAAUGAUGAGUGCAUGGGGCUGUAGGCUAAAUGAUUGCGUUUUCAAUGCAGAUUUAGAGGUUUGCAUUAAAAAGCCCGAAACAAACACAGAUUUCCUGCGUUGGCAGCUAUCCAGUUUAGUCAGGUUUUAGAGUGCUUCUCACACCUCAUGCUAUGUCUGCUACUUGAGUAGAACACGAUUCACUUCCCUCGUAGCUGAUGUGUGGUGAAAAAUGGGGCACAAAAUGGCUGCCGUGGCAUCACUUAGUUAGGUGCUAUAUCAGUACUAUUUCACACGUUUUUUUCUCCCUAACCACAUAAAUAAAGUAUUCAUCAUUAA
Oncorhynchus keta (chum salmon) is the source of this 6278-nucleotide messenger RNA. RefSeq names its product homeobox protein zampogna-like. Gene Ontology annotation, molecular function: DNA-binding transcription factor activity, RNA polymerase II-specific; RNA polymerase II cis-regulatory region sequence-specific DNA binding. NCBI's taxonomy places the organism in Eukaryota, Metazoa, Chordata, Actinopteri, Salmoniformes, Salmonidae. Gene Ontology annotation, cellular component: nucleus. Gene Ontology annotation, biological process: cell differentiation; regulation of transcription by RNA polymerase II. The coding region runs from base 212 to 1084 and encodes 290 amino acids. The transcript is spliced from 2 exons. The record is from RefSeq and is a predicted model, not a curated record.